AUGAUAAUUGAACGUUUUAUUUUUGUUAUUGUUUUUGUUGUUGUUGUUGUUGUUGAUUCGACUGAAAAUAUUGCUUCAUCCAAAUUGAUUGAAGAUCAAAUCUAUUGGUCAUCAAAUAUUGAUCGAUCAACCAAUUCGAAUAAUGAUUUUGAUAAUGAAAUUAUCAAUUGGAUUGACAGUAUAUCCAAAUCGAAAUUUAUUCGAUUCGAAUCCGGUUGUGGUCGUAUGCAAAAUCGUUUGUUAAUCACUGAUCAAGGUGAUAAAAUCUGUGCACGUUAUCGUCAUAAUAAUGAACAAAUUUUUGGUGAAUAUUAUUCAUUUUUAUUGGCACGUAUUCUACAGAUUUCAAAUGUUUUACCAACAACAUUAAUUACAUAUAAUGUAAAUGAUCGUUGGAAAUCUAUUGCCAAUCUAUUAUCAAAUAAUCAAACCAAAUGGAAAACAAACAAAACAAUUGUAUUGACAAAAUAUUUGAAAAAUUUAAAACCAACAUUAAUUCCUAGACAAUUUCGUUCGAAAUCAAAACGUUUAUAUCCGAUUUAUGAUGAUUUAAAUCAAAAUCAAACAACUAUUAUUUCCGAACUAAUACAAUGGUCUGAUUUGAUUAUAUUGGAUUAUUUGACUGGUAAUACUGAUCGUAUGAUUAAUAAUAUGAUUAAUGAAAAUUGGAAUCCACAAAUGAUGGAAAAUCCUGUACAUAAUUUAUUAAAACAACAACAACAAAACGACGAUAAACUUAUUUUUAUCGAUAAUGAAUCUGGCCUAUUUCAUGGUUAUAGAUUAUUAAAACGUUAUGAACAUUUACAUCGAUCAUUAUUGGAUGGUCUUUGUAUAUUUCGUCGUUCAACAAUUGAAAAUUUGGAAAAAAUUUCCAAAUUAAAAUCAAAUCAAUUUUUAAAAUUAUUACAAAAUUAUUUUGAUCAUUUUACUAUUGAAACGGAUAAAAAUUCCAAAAAUUUAAUGCCUACAAAAAAUUUCAACAUACUACGACAACGAAUCAAACAGAUAUUGAAACAGGUUGAAAUUUGUAAAGAAAAACAAUUUUCU
This is a messenger RNA of Dermatophagoides pteronyssinus (European house dust mite), 1047 nucleotides long. It is a transcript of the gene fj, whose product is annotated as four-jointed box kinase. Lineage: Eukaryota; Metazoa; Arthropoda; Arachnida; Sarcoptiformes; Pyroglyphidae. Gene Ontology annotation, biological process: cell-cell signaling. The record is from RefSeq and is a predicted model, not a curated record.